Messenger RNA from Physcomitrium patens, 2011 nucleotides. RefSeq lists its product as uncharacterized. The record is from RefSeq and is a predicted model, not a curated record. NCBI's taxonomy places the organism in Eukaryota, Viridiplantae, Streptophyta, Bryopsida, Funariales, Funariaceae.
ACCACAGACUCUGUUUCUUUCUUUUUGUAAAGUUUUUUUUUGGACUCUUGUGGCCGAGGCAGCUAUAUCGCCCCUCUGCUGUGAAGUUAGAGCACGUUGUUCUGUGCUUCGUGGUUGGAUCUACACUGGAGAGUGUGGUUGAGAGUUUUGGCGCAAUAACUGCAGCCGGAGAACUGACUGUGCAUUUGUCUCUUGGAGCUUCACGAAUUUUGGGUUGAAUCCCAACAUUAUUAUUUUUCUGUGCCGGUGGGUGUGAUCUCAGUUCUCCAACUUUCUCAUCUUUCAGGCUGUGCAGACCACUUUGCAGUGCUGGGUUUUGAUAUUCUUCGUCACAUUUGCUUUAAUCCGUUUGAUUCAAUAUCUGGGAUUGAUUCCAUAAAUUCUUGGCGGAUUUAUUCCAAUAAUUGGGGGCAGCGACUGCACAAUGAGAGGGGCAGCGGCAGCGGCCCAGAGCCAGCAGCAUCCUGGUGGGUUUACGCCCUUCACUGUGGUGACCAUGACAGUUGUGGCUGUGUUCUCUGUUUGGUUGUCUCAAAUUCCAAAUGCACCGUGGUCAAGACAUCACGACAAUGAUGGGGAAAAAUUCCUGGCGAAGCAAUUGAACUGGAUCCACGGGGCUGCGAAGAAGGAGUGUCCUUUGCCACCAAGUGCAUGUUGGUGGCAACAGGGAAGCAUAAUUAAGGGCAUCCCAACAGGCCAAUCCAAACCCAACUGCAAGUUUCUAGUUCGUGACCCGGAAUUUUUGGAAAUCCUUGGACCGGCGCCUGAACUGAAACUGGUAGCAGAGACAGAUGCCCAUGAAGGCGGUGUCUAUCAUCCCGAUAACAAUGAGUUUUACUACUCAACCACCCGUCAUAAGGUUGGGUACACGAGUAUGAUAACUUCGAGCGAUGAAAAGGACUCUGCUGGUGAGCAGAACACGCAAGUCAGGAAAAUUUCGUUGGACACCGGAGAAAUAACAACGGUUUUCCCCGUGACGGACGUCGCAAACGGAAUGGUUCUGGACAGGGAAGGAAACCUACUAAUUUGUCAACAAGGUCAAGGAAAGAAGCCAGGUUACAUUCAACGAGUGGACGUGAAGACUCUCGAAACGAGUAUAGUGGCUGACAAUUGGUUUGGAGCCGCAUUCAACAGCCCAAAUGAUGUCGUGGUCAAAAGCGAUGGCACGAUUUGGUUUACAGACCCUAUCUACGCAUGGGCGCAAGGAUUCAAACCCGAAAUACAAGUGGAGGGACAGUUGUACAGAAUUAACCUCGACGGUGUGGUGGAUGCGAUGGCAACAAAUUUUCAACGACCCAACGGACUCGCUUUCUCUCCGGAUGAAAAGCUUCUCUAUGUGACUGAUACUGGCUACUUGCAGGGUGAAGAGUUUGAUAAAGGAAAGAGACAUCACAUUUAUGUGUAUAAGGUUCGCGAGGAUGGAAUGCUCAGCAGCAGACGCUUGCUUGCUUCUGUAGGCAUGUACGACGGAUCAGCUCCUGGGCUAGGACUGCCCGACGGCAUUAAGGUCGACACUAAAGGACGCAUUUACAUAGGUUCGCCAGAUGGUGUCCAAGUGUUCAGUCGAUCAGGAAAACCGCUCGGAUUAAUUGCUCUUCCGGACGUCGUCAACCUAGGCUUCGCCGGUGAAAAACUCAACAAGCUUUAUAUUCUUAACGACUCCUCCAUCCACAUGAUUGAGUUGCAGGCUACUGGAGCUGGUUUACAUUACGCUUCGAAGUUUAUGAAGAAGUGAUGAAGUGGAAAGCGUUUGAUGAGACUAUCAAUUCAAUUGUACAACAUUUGUGCAGUGGUAGACAUUUGAUCAGUAUGCCAGUUCCUUUGAUGAACUCAGCUGUGGCAACGUUUAGGGAGAUUCAGGUGUGACCAUGUGUCUCAAAGAGACAAUACUUAGUGUUGCCAGACGUAUGAAUGUUAGCUGUAGGUUUCUGCAGCACUUAUUUUAGAAAUUUUGCUGCGCCUAUACAUGUAUCCCCCAUUUAUACGUAUCACAUCAUUUCAUUACUGACAA